AUGACAACUGAGGUCUCCAAUACGCGGCUCUACCUGGGCAACCUUCCUCGCAAUGCUACCAAGGCCGAUAUCGAGGCUCACUUUGCAACUCAUGGCACCGGAGACAUCACCGAGGUCAAGCUGAUGAAUGGCUUUGGCUUCAUCGAGUACAAGGAUCCCAUGGAUGCCCGAGACGUCGUUCCGGAUGGAUCCGACUUCAUGGGAGAGCGUCUUACUGUUCAGUUUGCCCGUGGACCGCGACAGAGAGAAGGUGGUUUUGGCGGCCAUGAGCGCGCUCCACCACGACCUCGACGAACUCCUCAUCGGAUGCAAAUAACCGGGCUUCCAAACGAAACCAGUUGGCAGGAUCUCAAAGACUUUGCGCGUCAACCCGGCCUUGACGUGGUGUAUUCCGAGACGGGACGAGACUCUAACGGUAGGGGCUUUGUUGAGUAUGAGACCGCUGCCGAUCUUCGAACCGCUGUAGAGAAGCUCGAUGGUCGAGAGUUCAAGGCAAACCGUGUCCAAUGUGUUGCCGACGUUAGUUGUCCCGGCCCCUCUUCUUCGCUCCCCUUCAAGUACGUCAUCCACAAGUCAAGGCCUUUUGCUGAUGCCUAUCACCAGACUCAGCCAGACAUGCCCGCCCGAGAUGGUCGCGGUCGCUCACGUUCGCCUGGCGGUGGGGGUGGCCGACGGCCUUACAACAACAUGCCCCCCCGAUUUGACGAAUACGAUCGACGUGGUCCCCCCCCUCGAGGCUACAACCGAGACCCCGGUCCUUAUGGCUAUCGUGAUCGAAGUCCCAGGCGCGACUAUUACGAAGACAGAGCCCGCUACCGCUCUCCUCCCCGUGGACCUGCCCCCGUGGAGGACUACCCUCCGGCUCGUGGGCGCUACGAGGACCCAUACCGCCGAGACUACCCUCCCGCUCCGUCCGAACCUUAUCCCAGCGGUCGUCAGUACGAUCGACCUCCCAGGGACUUCCCCCCUCGAGAACCUGCGUAUCCACCGCGUGAUGGCUACGCUCGCGAAUAUGACAGAAGUGGGCGCUACUGGUAA
This is a messenger RNA of Metarhizium album ARSEF 1941, 1038 nucleotides long. RefSeq names its product pre-mRNA splicing factor. Bases 1 to 1038 code for a protein of 345 amino acids. Gene Ontology annotation, cellular component: ribonucleoprotein complex; cytoplasm; nucleus. Lineage: Eukaryota; Fungi; Ascomycota; Sordariomycetes; Hypocreales; Clavicipitaceae. Gene Ontology annotation, molecular function: mRNA binding. The transcript is spliced from 5 exons. The record is from RefSeq and is a predicted model, not a curated record.